GUGAACCGUUUGAGACAAACUGAGAAACGUGAACCUUGAAGGAUUAUUUCGACUGUAAAAGGAUUAUUGUUAUAUUAUAGGAAGUUUGGGAAAUAGCGCAAUCAAUAGUACUAAAGUCGUUUUCGUCACGUGGUCAAGCUUGGCCAAUCGGAGCGAGCCAAAUUCAGCGGAAAGUAUGCUCUUUGUUCGGAUAUUUUUCCAACUUUAUUCCCACAUCUGAGCCUGAAACUCGGUACAAAUCACGCCAUGUGGGAACUGAGGGGACGUUUUUAUGAGAAAGGACGCGCCGUGGAUGUGUUUUACUGCGGGUUUUUUGUGUAUUGCCACGUGUUCAAGUUUGAUGAACAAUGCGCUCGGGCGUAUUUCAUCACAUGACUCCCCUCCCCCACCCUGCGCAGGGAAUGGGGGAAGAAGGCGGACAUGUUGGAGGGAAAUGUGUUGGUUAAAGAGUAUCGAGGUGGAAGACAAGAAGAUUAAUUCAAGAAAGGUUUCGCUUUAUUUUGGGAUUUACCAGUCGACAUUUGUGUUUAUUUUAAAUUCAGGGUUUUUCAUGUCAUACUUUGAAAAAUGUUUAUGUAUUUUUCUUUUGGGUAAUUUAACUUUAUUUUUGGAACCGCAUUCUAUCUAAUGUUUAUAGCGUUAAUUAUCAAAUUUUAGGUAAAUUAAUACCUGAUAGUGAAAGGGUUUAGUGUUAUUUCCACUGUUUAUUUGAGUGACAUUGUAGGGUAUUUGUAACCUUGGUGUGGGGGAUGGGCGCAUGUGGUUAGGUAACCAUUUUGUGCCUUUGUUGAAUUUCUAGUUUGUCGUUUUUGAAGAUUAGAGUUCUCAAAGAUCUAUUUGGUUGGUAAUUGUAUGAGUUUUCACAGACAACUUUGGUUUAAUGACUCUUUAGUAAAGCCUCAAAGGUCAGGUAUAGUAUUUAUUUAUAUAGUAUGUUUUCAAACCCAUAUAAGAUGAAUUGUCUUUGUGAUUUCCUUUAGCUUUAAUUAGUGUGGUAUGUUCAGUUGGUUGGGCAAAAGCAGCAUUGAGUUUGAUCAAACGUGGUUUCAGGUCAGUGAGGAAAACUGCUGUGUCAUUCAGUGGCUGGUUGGUUCUUAUGGCUCUUACUAGGUGUGGCCUUCUGUUGUUGGUUGAAGUACAUGGAAACUACAGCUUCACAGUUAACACAUUCAGUUAAAAUUGUAAACGGUGUUCUUGUACUACUUUUAUGUUUGUAAGCCAUGGAGGCCUUGUUUGACUUACUGUGUGUUCACAAAUUGUGGCCUUUUUCAGCAGGAGAUAAGGUUGUUCACUUCAGUUGUGUUUGUGAGCAAAAUAUGUAGCGUUUUUAAGUGUUUUUAUAUAUGUUUGUCUUAAUCAUUGUAAAUUAUUCGAUUGUAACACUCGUUUUCACUGUACUUAAAGAUGGCGGCUGUGUGUCUCUUCUCAAAGACAGAAAUGCGGAUAUUCUGGUAAGCAGAGAGCUCGUGGGGAGAGGCUCUUGGCUCUUGAGGGGUACGCGUGACCCAGUGGAAGAGCCAAUCGGCUUCUUGGUAUUUACCCUGGAAGCCCGCGUUGGAAUUGUAUCGACCAAUCUCCGCCGUCGCUUUGCACACGUUGACGUAAUGUAAUAUGAUAAGGAGGAAGGUGGCUUCAGUGCCCUUCCAUUUUGUACAGGAUCACACGAGGAGCCAGUUACAGGCAGCGUUUCUGUAACACUGAACAGACUGAGCCAAUAGUAUUGUGCAAUUUCCUUGACGGACAGCUCAAACUUGCGAAUAGGUUGGUCCGAAAGACUGUCAGUGAAGCUCUAGCAUAUAGGGGUGUGGUGACUUUGACGGACAUCAUAAACACCCAAUAGAAACUCAGAGGGCGUGGACAUUCUGAGACAGUCUAUCCAAUAGGGCGAAUAGUCGGUCUAUAAAGGAACGGGUGUAGUCGCAUCGUCGCCAUUUCAACGAAGCAGUGUAGAGGGAGUUCGCCGUGGCGGGGAGCGGAGAAAACUGACGAACAGAGACGGAUCCUGGUUUGAGUCUAGCUAAAAAUACAAUCCGGAUCCAUCCUGAUGGAUAUGGCUGUUAACCCGCCCCUUGACAGCUCCCAUGUCGGGGUUGAGGUUGGCAUAAUGGGAGUCACACCGAUGGACCAGGGUUCUGGCACAGCUGGAAAGCGCAUCCGAAAACCCUCGCUGCUCUAUGAGGGCUUUGAGAGUCCUGGGAUGCCUCCCCUCAGUCAGAUGACCCCCUCGGGACCCCCGCAACCCCCGGUGAAAGACCCCACCCGACUGGGGAGGAUGACCAACCAACUUCAGUUCCUACAGAAAGUCCUGCUCAAGUCUUUGUGGAGGCACCACUUUGCCUGGCCCUUCCAUGAACCUGUAGACGCAGUCAAGCUCAACCUGCCUGAUUACCAUAAGAUCAUCAAAAAUCCCAUGGACAUGGGCACUAUUAAGAAGAGAUUAGAAAAUAACUACUACCGCAGUGCCAGCGAGUGCAUGCAGGACUUCAACACCAUGUUUACUAAUUGCUACAUUUAUAAUAAGCCUACAGAUGACAUAGUUCUGAUGGCCCAGUCUCUGGAGAAGGCAUUCCUGCAGAAAGUGGCUCAGAUGCCCCAGGAGGAGUUAGAGUUGCCCCCUCCCCCUCCACGGAGCAAACCAGGCAAACCUGGUAGAAAAGGCAGAGUCUCUGGAGGAGUGACCACAGCUCAUCAGGUCCCAGCUGUGUCCCAGUCAGCGUACUCACCCCCAACCCCAGAAACCCCCGACUCCAUCCUCUCCACCCCUCCACAGACACUUGUGAGCAAGAGCUUACCCCCUGUGCUUCCUAGUGAACAAAGCAUCCCUACCAUCACAAGUCUGCCUCCCACACAGCCCACUGCUAAGAAAAAAGGCGUGAAGAGGAAAGCGGACACAACCACUCCUACCACUGUAGCCAUGCCCAUCAUGAGCACCAUGGGCGUCAGUGGCAUCAGCCUGGGGAUGGGUGGUGGGCACAACUCUCCCCUCACCCUGACUUCUCUUGGGGUGGACCACAACUCCAGCCUGGGGAUGAACCAAGGCCUCAGUAUCAGCCAGGGCAUGGGGAUGGGAUUGGGAAUGGGGAUGGGGAUGGGAAUGGGAAUGGGUAUGGGCAUGGGCAGAGGAACAGUAAUGAUGGGCACCAAAUCAGGAGCAGUGAGCAGGAGAGGAGUGAGCGGGCGACCCAUCAAGCCACCCAAGAAGGAUUUACCAGAUUCCAUACUGCCUCCUCCGGUGCGCCGCAGCAAGCUGAGUCCUCAGCUGCGCUACUGCAAUGGAGUCCUGAAGGAACUGUUGUCAAAGAAGCACGCCGCGUACGCCUGGCCUUUCUACAAGCCUGUCGAUGCCACAUCCCUCGGUCUUCACGAUUACCAUGACAUCAUCAAACAGCCCAUGGACCUCAGCACCAUCAAGAGGAAGAUGGACAGCAGAGAGUACCGUGAUGCUCAGCAGUUCUCUGCUGAUGUUAGACUGAUGUUCUCCAACUGCUACAAGUACAACCCCCCUGAUCAUGAUGUGGUGGCCAUGGCCAGAAAACUCCAGGACGUCUUUGAGUUCUGCUUCGCUAAGAUGCCAGAUGAACCUCCAGCACCACCCAGCUCCUCAUCUUCCUCCUCGUCCUCCUCGUCCUCGUCUGAGAGUGAGCUCAGCAGUGAAAGUGAGGAGAGUGAGAGCAGCCCCAGCUCCGACUCCGAGGAGGAGAGGGCAAACCGGCUCGCAGAACUGCAGGAACAGCUGAAAGCCGUGCACGAGCAGCUCACUGCUCUCUCCCAGGGCCCCAUCGUCAAACCCAAGAAGAAGAAAGAGAAGAAGGACAAGAAAAAGAAGAAAAAGGUAGAAAAAGAAAAGCAUCGGAGGAUAGAGGAGGAGCUACCACCUGUCAAACCAGCCAAGGCCCCCAAAAUCACCAAAACUCCGAAAGCAAAGACCAACAGACCUGUGGCCUGUCCUGUGAUACCGAUAAAGAAGGCCCCGAGCAAGAAAAACAACAAGAGCAAAGCCAAGAAGAGCACCAUGAUGUUUAACGUGCCUCAGCCGGUCCACGACCCCAUAGUGAGUCAUUUUGACUCCGAUGAAGAGGAGGACACGGCGCCCAUGUCGUACGACGAGAAGCGUCAGCUCAGCCUGGACAUCAACAAGCUGCCCGGUGAGAAGCUGGGCCGCGUUGUUUACAUCAUCCAGUCCCGCGAGCCCUCGCUCCGAGACACCAACCCCGAGGAGAUCGAGAUCGACUUUGAGACGCUGAAGCCAUCGACGCUGCGGGAGCUGGAGAGAUACGUCAUGACGUGUCUGAGGAAGAAACCUCGAAAGCCAUAUGCGAGUAAAAAGAACAGUGCUGGCAAAACCCGGGAAGAGCUCGCUCUGGAGAAACAAAUGGAGCUGGAGAGAAGGCUGAUGGACGUCAGCGGUCAGCUCAACUCUGGAAAGAAGCCUCCUAAGACCAAACCAGAGAAACCUGCAACCGAGACCAACACCCAGCCGUCACGUCUCAGCGCCAGUAGCUCUUCCUCAGACUCCUCUUCAUCGUCCUCUUCCUCCUCAUCCUCAGACACAAGCGACUCAGACUCUGGCUGAGAAGCAGAGGGUUUCCAUGUCAAAGGGUCCCGUGAAGGAUCCUGGGUGUUUCCCUUCCCACCGAGUGGACUGAACUGUAGUAGAGCUACUGACGACGGAGCCGCGGGGCGGAUCAGACGAGACCAGCACUAGGCAGAACUGGUCCGAUUCAGAGAGUAUCAAACCGAGAGAGAGACGGCGCUUUCCCUGCGCCCAGCUCAUUCAUCCAGCCCUGGACACAGAAAACUUGAGGAUGGAUGAAUGGAUGGACCACAGGAGACUCGUUGUAAAGUCCUGCCGGUCUCUGGAGAACUGGCCUUGUUGGGCAGAGCGAGGGAUGCUCCGUCUCCUGCAAGAAAAGGAGAAGAGCAGCGCAUGCGUUGGAGGGAUAAGGGUGCUAGAGCCAGAAUCUGUCUUAUUUCUGGAGAUAAUUUCCCUUCUUACCGUGCUCCCUGUCUUUAUGCUGUAUAGUUAAGGUGUACAGUUAUAUAAAUAUCUAUUUUUCUUUUAUAAAGAAGCAUUUUAUGGAGCUAAUUUAUUCCCUCAUUCUGGGGAAAGAUGUACUGGCGUGGGGCGGAGUUGUGUUUUGUUUAGUUUUUUUUCGAGUGACAAAGAGGGGGGAAUGUGUAUGUGUGUUUGUGUGUGUGUGUGUGUGUGUGUGCGUAUCUGUAUGAAUGUGUCACGUGUGUGUGUGUUUGCAUGCACAUGGUGGUGUGAUCCGGCACCACAAGUGCAGCCUUGUGAAGUCCCUCAUAGUUUUGACGCAGGCGUUGAAAAUCAGUCUGCACGCAGAAGCACCUUGGUUCAGUAGAAUACAGAAUGCAUGCAAUACAGAGGAGCUGACAAACACCUGCAUACUUAUGUACUACUUUACUGCAUCCUUGUGUACUCAUGUACUUGUUUGAAAGGGUUGGCCACUGUACAGAAAUGUGACAUAUUUACACAUCAGUUUAUACGUGAAUAUUUCUGUUCCCACGUUGGCUGUCUUUUUUUCAUCCCUUUCCGUUUCAAUCUCUCUGUAAACGUGUUGCUUUUUUUUUCUUCUUGUGACCAAUCUGCUAAUAAAUUGUGAGGACGUGUCUUGUCCACUCACCCGUGCCCAAAUAACAUCCUGGUUCUUUUGAUUUCUUCUGGUGUUCAGUCACGACAACAUCUGACGAGACUUCAGUAUUUCAAGUUGCAAAGAAAAAGUUUUUACUGGUUUUUACGAUUUGAUAUUUUAUUCUAGCGGGUGAAUCAUUUUCCCAUGGGUCGUCACUAAACAUCACAAAGUAAAACUGCUUUGUCUUUGAAAUUGGCCUUUGAGAUCUACGGCAGCUGAAAGUUUUAUUUUCUGUAUUAACUGAGUUUUGUUUAAUAGUAAGUUCACUUUAUUUGUGUGAUUUAAAACCGUAGUAAAACCAGGUUGAGAAGCUCUCGCCAGCGGCUGUAGGCUGUGGACGGUGAGAGUUUCUCUUCUUUGGCAGGAAAACAAAUCGUUUAUAAGAAAAGCAAUGGGGCCGGUGGAAACAUGGAAGUGUUUCUUUUUUAAAUUCUGGGAUCCAGUAGAUAAAAAAGAUGGUUUAAUGUUGUGAGUAAUAACGAUGCACUGUUUGUUUUGGUGGUACUACUAAACAAUUUGUGAUUUAGAUAAGGUGUGUAUCAGUUUUUUUCUUUUAAAUUUGUCUGUGGCUUGAGAUUGGAGUUAUUGUAUGUUUGAAACUGAUUAUUUAUUUAGGAGGAAUUUGAAUGGAGAUACUUUUUUCAUAAAUACUGAAAGUAAUCAAAGCUUUUAAGUCGAAGUCUACUCUAUGAAAUAUGCACAGCUUAACUGUCAGGAUUGUAGAAGUGUACAUAUUUUACAGUCUCAAUCUUUGAGCAUGUUCUUGUUUUUUCCUUCAGUGACUUAGUCCAGAUUUUUCUUUGGGUUACUGCUCCAAGACAAAAUACUCCAGUUGUCAGUCUUACUUUUCUGAAGUUUUGUCAGAAAUCUAAAUGCCUCUGUACUUGACUCCAUCAUUUCAUCUGAACAUCUGUACAUAAAUAAACUUGAGACAUGUUCAUCUUUUCA
Messenger RNA from Lates calcarifer (barramundi perch), 6602 nucleotides. RefSeq names its product bromodomain containing 2a (gene brd2a). Lineage: Eukaryota; Metazoa; Chordata; Actinopteri; Centropomidae. Gene Ontology annotation, cellular component: chromatin; nucleus. Bases 2045 to 4573 code for a protein of 842 amino acids. The record is from RefSeq and is a predicted model, not a curated record. Gene Ontology annotation, biological process: regulation of DNA-templated transcription; chromatin remodeling. The transcript is spliced from 12 exons.